AUGCCAGCCAUCCCAUCGGUUACGUUAAAUAACGGCACCAAAAUCCCUAUUCUAGGUUUAGGGUGUUAUCUUUUAGGACGCAACACCACGUCAGAGAUUGUUUACAACGCUAUAAAGUUGGGGUAUAGACAUUUUGAUACGGCCCAAAUGUAUGGCAACGAACGUGAAGUGGGCCAAGGAAUCAUGAAAUGGAUCAACGAAAACCCCCAAGCCAACAAGAGAUCAGAUAUCUACUAUACCACCAAAUUAUUAGGAGAAAAUCAAGGGUAUGAUAGUGCCAAACGUGCUAUUAGAACAAGUUUCCAAAAGGUGAAUCAGUUGGAAUACAUUGACUUGUUCUUGAUUCAUGAUCCCAUGACCAAUAAAGACAAGAGACUUGGAGCUUGGAAGGCACUUCAAGAGGCCGUUGAAGAAGGUUUGAUUAAGUCAAUUGGGAUUUCAAGUUAUGGCAUUCGUCAUAUGAAAGAACUUUUGGAAUGGGAUGGGUUAACUAUUAAGCCUGUUGUCAAUCAAAUAGAAUUGAAUCCUUGGUUAACAAGAAAGGAAAUUGUGCAAUACUGUAAGGACCAUUCGAUUUACUUGGAAACGUUUUCUCCGCUUACUAAAGGGUUCAAAUUUAAUGAUCAUCAGCUUCAAGCUCUUGCCACAAAGUAUAACAAAUCCCCAGCUCAAAUAUUGAUCAAAUGGAACUUGCAAAACGAUUAUAUCGUUAUUCCUAAAAGUUCCAAUCUUCAAAGACAACUGGACAAUAUGAAUGUCUUUGAUUUCGCCAUCUCAGACGAAGACAUGAAGAUGAUAACUCAUGAUGAAGCCUAUGAGUAUUUCGAUUGGGAUCCCACAGAUUAUAUGGGGUGA
Messenger RNA from Lizanozyma spartinae, 855 nucleotides. RefSeq names its product aldo-keto reductase superfamily protein. Gene Ontology annotation, molecular function: oxidoreductase activity. The transcript has a single exon. Bases 1 to 855 code for a protein of 284 amino acids. Lineage: Eukaryota; Fungi; Ascomycota; Pichiomycetes; Serinales; Debaryomycetaceae. The record is from RefSeq and is a predicted model, not a curated record.